This is a messenger RNA of Oncorhynchus gorbuscha (pink salmon), 5092 nucleotides long. RefSeq names its product endosome/lysosome-associated apoptosis and autophagy regulator family member 2-like. The coding region runs from base 207 to 3263 and encodes 1018 amino acids. Lineage: Eukaryota; Metazoa; Chordata; Actinopteri; Salmoniformes; Salmonidae. Gene Ontology annotation, biological process: positive regulation of BMP signaling pathway. The record is from RefSeq and is a predicted model, not a curated record. The transcript is spliced from 23 exons.
AAACAAAUGAUAGUAUCGCAACACGAGGAAACCAGAGUUUCCUCAUUUUUUUAUUAGGAGUUGGAGGGCCAUUGAAAUAUAUAUUUUUUAUAUUCGGAAGCUCGUAUUUCCGACUUAGCAUGAACGCUGUUUCACGGUAAUAAUUACUCUUCUACCGCUUGCAUUUAUCAGACCACCGACGUCACCGUCGCGUCAAACACCGGUAGAUGCGAAUUGCAAACGUACAACCAGAAUCUCAAACCCAUCGGUCGCAGGUUCCUAUUAUGCCUUCCCGGUCUUGGUUUAUCGCUGGUAGCGCUCUCCUCCUCUCUUUUCGGCUGGCAUUCGGGACGAAGGGACCACAUCCAUGUACAGAGACAGACUACUACUAUGAAUAUACAGAGUGUGACAGUACAGGGUCGCGAUGGCGAGUAGCAAUCCCUCAGAGCCAUGGAUCCUGCAUCGGACUGCCCGAGCCUGUCCGAGGGACAGAGUGCACAUUUUCCUGUGAGGCGGGGGAGUUUCUGGAGAUGUCUGCCCAGGAGUGUACUCAGUGUGCAGCAGGUACCUACUCUCUGGGCAGCGGUAUUCGAUUUGAUGACUGGGAAACCAUCCCCAGCGGGUUCAGCUCCCUAGCAACUUACCUUGACAAUGGUCCCCAUGGAGACGACAGCACUACCUGCAACAGUUCGACGUGGUUUCCGCAGGGUAGUUACCUGGAGUCUAACAGAGAUGAGUGUACUGUCUCUCUGAUCUAUGCUGUCCAUCUGAAGAAACCGGGAUCAGUCUCCUUUGACUACCAGUACCCAGACGGCAACCUGUUCUUUGAGUUCUUUAUCCAGAAUGACCAGUGUCAGGAGAUGGACCAGACUGCUGAUAAGAAGUGGCUCAAGCUUACCAGUCACGGGGAGUGGGCCACACACACUGUGAAUCUGAAGUCUGGCACUAACAUCUUGUACUGGAGGACAGCAGGGAUCCUGAUUGGAGCUAAAGUAGUCAAACCUGUUCUGCUGAAGAACGUCCACAUAGAGGGAGUGGCAUAUGCGUCAGAGUGUUUCCCGUGUAAACCAGGGACGUUCAGCCAAACCCCAGGCUCCUCCUCAUGUCAGCCCUGUCCCAGAGACACCCACUCUGGCCACGGAGCCAGCUCCUGUACCCCCUGCAACACCACAACACUCUAUGCACCGGAGGGGUCAGCUGAGUGCAAAGCGAGACCACCAUGCUCCAAGAAGGAUUACUUUCAGAUACACACCCCCUGUGACCUUGAGGGCAAGACACAGGUGACCUACAGGUGGGUGGAGCCCCAGAUCUGUCUGGUGGACGUGGCCGGGGCUGAAACACUGCCCCCCUCUGGUGACCGUGAGCCCUGCCCACCGUGCAACCCCGGUUUCUAUAACAACGACACUGCUACCUGCUCUCCCUGCCCCCCCGGGACAUUCUCUGAUGGGGUCAAAGCGUGUGAGUCGUGUCCUGCGGGUACUGAGCCUGCUGUAGGUUAUCAGUAUAAGUGGUGGAACGUCCUUCCAGCCAGCAUGAAGACAUCCUGCUUCAAUGUGGGCAACUCCAAGUGUGACGGCAUGAAUGGUUGGGAGGUGGCGGGGGAUCAUAUCCGUAGUGGAGCAGGGGGCUCUGAUAACGACUACCUCAUCCUCAACCUCCAUGUACCUGGCUUUAAGCCUCCUACAUCAGCAACAGGUGGUGCGGGGACAGAGUUUGGCCGUAUCAGCUUUGAGUUUGAGAUGGUGUGUUCAGCUGACUGUGAGCUGUACUUUAUGAUGGAUGUAAACAGGAAGAGUACAAGGGUGGUGGCGUCAUGGGAGGGCAGUAAGGUCAGACAGUCCUACACACACAUUAUGACCAAGAACGCCUCUGUGUCAUACACCUGGGCCUUCCAGAGGACCAACCAGGCCUCUGACUUGCGUCAGAAUGUGAACAACGUGGCAAGUAUCUACUCCAUCUCAGUGAGUAAUGCUGUAGACGGUGUGUCGUCGGAGUGUCGGACCUGUGCCCUCCUCUCCCAACCCUCCGGCUCGCUGUGUGUGCCCUGCCCUCCAGGACAUUACAUACACACCAGCCAGUGCACAGAGUGCCCUCCCAACACACACCUCACCUCACACAGCACCCUGGGCCCAGAGGCCUGCAAACCCUGUGGACCAUCCAGCAAGAGCAACAAGGAGCACAGUAGGUGCUACAGUGACUGUGUGUUCUCCUACUCUGAGAACAACGUGUCUCUGAGUUUUGACUACAGUUCCCUGGGCUCUGUUGGAACACUGAUGAACGGACCCAGUUUUACCACCAAAGGAACCAAAUACUACCACCUUUUCAACAUCAGCCUCUGUGGAGGAGAGGGUAGAAGGGCUGUGUGUACAGACAACGUGACUGACCUUUCCAGCACCGAUUCUCAGAAAGAGACAGGGGAACCAGCCAGUGCGGUGGAGACAUUAAUCUGUCAAUCAACCAUUAUCCCCUCUAGUGGGCGGGGCUUCCACACAGCACUAUCCUCUCAGUCCAUCAGCCUAGCAGACACCUUUCUGGGAGCGACAGUGGCCUUGACUCUGGAUGGAGUCAAGGCAAGACCAGACCUGUUCCCACAGACCACCAACAAAGUCCCUGACGUCAACUUCUUCUACCGUUCUCUGGAGGUGACCUCGUCAUGUGAUAAAGGUCGUAACGUGGUGGUGACGCUUCGCUGUAACCCGGAUAGAAGCGCACAAGGAGAACUCACAGUACCCAGUCAGUGUCCGGCGGGGACAUGUGAUGGCUGUACCUUCCACUUCCUGUGGGAGAGCUCAGGGGCGUGUCCUCAGUGCACAUCCACAAACUACCACCAGAUAGAGGGAGCCUGCAAGGGAGGACUACAGGACACUCUGUAUGUGUGGACUGAGCCAAAGCGGUGUGUAGGAGGGGUGUCCCUCCCGGAGAAGAAGACCUGGCCGUGUGAGAGCAUGGACUUCUUGGUAAAGAUGGGGGCGACGAUAGGCGCCUUCACCGCCGCACUGCUCUUCUCCAUCACCUGCUAUUUCUGGAAGAAGAACAAGAGGCUGGAGUUUAAGUACUCGAAGCUGGUAAUGUCGUCCAAUAAGGAGUGUGAACUGCCGGGGGCGGAUAGCUGUGCCGUGAUGGAGGGAGAGGAGAACGAGGGAGAGAUGGAGGAUGAGGUGGUCUACUCCAAAAAAACAUCCCUGAUAUGCAAACUCAAAGCCAUCGCAUCUAGGGGAAAAGGGAGAAGCUAUGAAAAUGUCCAGUUGAACUCCUCACAGUCAAACGGGUUGGUGUGGGGGUGAAGAAAGAGGAAAGAGAACAAGGAGAGAGACCAACCCCCCCCCCCCCCCCCCCCAGAGAGACUUCUUCAACAUAUCUCCAUGUUGAGGGCUUGAACCCCUAACACACACACUCAGAACAUAUAUAGACCCAUGCAGAGUACACACACCCAGAAUGCAUGCUCACUGACACAAACACAUGUGAGAGGACAUUACCCCCAUCUGGCCUUAUCCCUGGAAUAUGGGCGGUGUGAUUUAAAAGGGUGUGUAUGGUUGGGUAUAUGGGUGGUGUGUCGGGUCUGCUUAGGUAAAGAAGAGGACCUAUAUGGAUGGUGUGUCGGGUCUGCUUAGGUAAAGAAGAGGACCUAUAUGGAUGGUGUGUCGGGUCUGCAUAGGUAAAGAAGAGGACCUAUAUGGGUGGUGUGUCUGGUCUGCUUAGGUAAAGAAGAGGACCUAUAUGGGUGGUGUGUCUGGUCUGCUUAGGUAAAGAAGAGGACCUAUAUGGGUGGUGUGUCUGGUCUGCAUAGGUAAAGAAGAGGACCUAUAUGGGUGGUGUGUCUGGUCUGCUUAGGUAAAGAAGAGGACCUAUAUGGGUGGUGUGUCGGGUCUGCUUAGGUAAAGAAGAGGACCUAUAUGGGUGGUGUGUCGGGUCUGCUUAGGUAAAGAAGAGGACCUAUAUGGGUGGUGUGUCGGGUCUGCUUAGGUAAAGAAGAGGACCUAUAUGGGUGGUGUGUCGGGUCUGCUUAGGUAAAGAAGAGGACCUAUAUGGGUGGUGUGUCGGGUUUGCUUAGGUAAAGAAGAGGACCUAUAUGGGUGGUGUGUCUGGUCUGCUUAGGUAAAGAAGAGGACCUAUAUGGGUGGUGUGUCGGGUCUGCUUAGGUAAAGAAGAGGACCUAUAUGGGUGGUGUGUCUGGUCUGCUUAGGUAAAGAAGAGGACUAUAUGGGUGGUGUGUCGGGUCUGCUUAGGUAAAGAAGAGGACUAUAUGGGUGGUGUGUCGGGUCUGCUUAGGUAAAGAAGAGGACCUAUAUGGGUGGUGUGUCGGGUCUGCUUAGGUAAAGAAGAGGACCUAUAUGGGUGGUGUGUCGGGUCUGCUUAGGUAAAGAAGAGGACCUAUAUGGGUGGUGUGUCUGGUCUGCUUAGGUAAAGAAGAGGACCUAUAUGGGUGGUGUGUCUGGUCUGCUUAGGUAAAGAAGAGGACCUAUAUGGGUGGUGUGUCUGGUCUGCUUAGGUAAAGAAGAGGACCUAUAUGGGUGGUGUGUCUGGUCUGCUUAGGUAAAGAAGAGGACCUAUAUGGGUGGUGUGUCUGGUCUGCUUAGGUAAAGAAGAGGACCUAUAUGGGUGGUGUGUCUGGUCUGCUUAGGUAAAGAAGAGGACCUAUAUGUGGGAUGUUUUUUGGGCUGUUUUCCGUCACUCUGUUGUCAGGUUGUUUUGGUGGCCAUGUUGUUUUUCCUCAGGUGUUUUGUCCUCUGAGACCAACCUCACAUCAACCCUUAGGCUCCUUCUCAUUAAGAGGGAAGAAGCGGUGUUCCAUAGUGCCCUCUGAAAGGCUGGGUGGGAUCUUUGCAUGUUGGCAGCUGUCCAAUCCUUUGAGAUCUACAGAAGUCCUCACAUAGCCCUAAAUACCCGGCACACACACACACCCUAUUACAGUCUCAUCUUAGUCUGACCUGCACCACCCUUUACCCAUUUGUUCUGUAUGUAGGCUUUGGGUUACCAUGGUGAUGGUGGAAUGUCCUUCACGCUCUCUUAGUCCAAUCGGGAGUGGCGAUGUUACAUUAUCCAUAUGAUGAUACGAUAUGAUGCUGACUGCCUUUCUGUUAUUUAAAGUGAAAUAAACUAGAUUGUAUUUGUG